This is a messenger RNA of Castor canadensis (American beaver), 3164 nucleotides long. It is a transcript of the gene Mrpl23, whose product is annotated as mitochondrial ribosomal protein L23. NCBI's taxonomy places the organism in Eukaryota, Metazoa, Chordata, Mammalia, Rodentia, Castoridae. Gene Ontology annotation, molecular function: structural constituent of ribosome. The record is from RefSeq and is a predicted model, not a curated record. Gene Ontology annotation, biological process: mitochondrial translation. Gene Ontology annotation, cellular component: ribosome; mitochondrial large ribosomal subunit.
CCGAGCCCGAGCCGGGUGUGGGGACGACGCCCCGGGACGGGGAGCCAGGGCGGGGCGGGGCGCGGCAGGUCUCCCGGCAGGUGUCCCCGCCCGCGCGGUCCCCAUCGGGGCGCCGUCAUACCUCGGCUGUCGUAGCUCGGGGUUCAGGCCCGCCAGCAGGACCCCGUCCCCGCCCAGACCUGGGGUCCCCUAAGCUGGACCAGGCGGGACCGGACCCCCAAGUGUUAGUGGAGGCCCAAGACCCUCCGGCCCUCUGCUUCUGGCGGAUCCCCACGUGGUCCCCUUGCUGGCCUGUGCUCCGCGGUCUUAAGCAGGAAACACGUGCUCAGUGAACACGUGACUCGGUGAAUGCCUGGAUGGAUGUGGGCCCCAGGUAUCCCUUGUACCAGCUGGGCGGCCCCCAGCUCCGUGUGUUCCGAACUAACUUCUUCAUUCAGCUGGUACGGCCUGGCACAGCCCAGCCUGAGGACACUGUGCAGUUCCGGAUCCCUAUGGAGAUGACCAGAGUGGACCUCAGGAAUUACCUUGAACGUAUUUACAAUGUGCCUGUGGCUGCCGUAAGGACGCGGGUGCAGCACGGCUCCAACAGAAAAAGGGACCACAGGAACGUGAGGGUCAAGAAGCCAGACUACAAGGUGGCCUACGUGCAGCUGGCCCACGGGCAGACCUUCACAUUCCCAGAUCUGUUUCCUGAGAGAGAGCAGAGCCCAGUGGGCCCUGCAGAGGACGGACAGAGCAAGAUCCAGGAGGCUGAGAUGCAGAGGCAGAGCACCGACCCCCGGCGUGGUGGCGUUCCCUCUUGGUUCAGCCUGUGACCCAUCAGGGUUGGACUCAGAGCCCAAAUAAAAGUCUUGCUGCGUGGAGAAAGAACUGGACUCUUGGUUUCCUUCUGUCCUGGGGUCUCCGGGUCUCAGACCUGGGCGCCUGCAGUGACAGCCUAGCUGUGCUAUGCAAGGCCCUCACCACGGAUGAUGCGGGAGGCUCCUCUGGGAACCAAGGGCUUGGGAACCUGAAAACUGGGUUGGCACCCCCACAGGAGAUAGGCAGCCUCACCUCAUGCAGUGUGGGGGCUUUUCUUUAGAGGGGAGAGGGACACCACUGCAAAGCAUCUGGAAUGCCAUGUGAGUGCCCACACCUGAAGCACUGCCCUGGGGCACAGCCAUCAUCAAGGGGGACCAGGGAGGGAGCCCCCUGUCCAGACAGGCUUUAGUUUGCACAUUGACAAGAGGGACUGGAUGGCCAUGUCUAGCAGGGGACCCUGAGGGAAGAAAGGCUGUUGACCCAGAGAAGCUUUGGAGCUAGGCUGGGACCUGGAGAUAGGGAAGCAAGUCUGUAGGCGCCAGGGCACAAGGUGCCGUAGCACUGCCUCAAAACUGCGGCUUCGUGGGUCUCAGACCUGUGAGGAUGCACGAGCUGGGAGAGGAAAGGUUGGUGUGAGCGUCCUGGUGGUGCAGCCGCUGGCCCCUGUGAUCCCAGGACUUGGUUUUCAGCCUUGUGUUGUCUGCUAGGGAAGUCAGGGUGCACAGCCUGCAGCCUUGCACUGGCUCUGGGCCCUGACUCACUCAGCAGGAGCAGGUCAGGGUCCCACAGUGUCCUGUUGCUAGGCUUACCCAUUGAAGGCUGGACCCUAACCUCAUUCCUAUGAGGCCAGACUGGCCGGCACAACAGCCUUCAGACCACUGAACUGGAGUGGGACCUGGCUUUUGUAUCUUACUUUGCACUUUCCCAGUGAGCUGAGAGGGUUUCCAGACUCCAGCCCAAUGUCUGAUGGGCCUUGUUUCCAGAAAAAGGCAUUGUCCAGACAGACCCUGGGGCUGUUCCCGAUGCCCUUUCCUCGGCCUUGGCCCUAUAAGGGGCCCCGCGGGCAGCCUCACAGCAGGUCCCAGAGGCUCUUGGACUCUUCUGUUAUUUUUUUACCUUUUGUUGGUUUUAGUACUUCUCCCAGAAAACACAGAGGCUCAGAGAGGACCAUGUCUCCAUGUGUGGACUUUCGAAGUUUAAAGUCCACUGAAGACGGGGUCUCCAGUGCUUUGGAAAUGGGAGCGGUCGAUGUCCAGUUAUCCUCCCAUCCCUGUCCUGACCUCACUGUAGCAGACUUUUAGUGUGGGUGGAGAGCCCCUGUGUGCACAGAGCCUCCACAUACACCAUGGCUGUGAGACUCGUGCCAAUGCCUGGGUACUCACUGUUUCAGAGGGAGAAAUGGCCUGGCCACCACAGCCAGGACCGGGAGGCAGGGACAGGACAGCACCCAGCUUGGGCCCAACAGGUAGGGCUGCCUGCCUCCCCAGUGGGCAUCUUGUCUACCUCUGAGUGGACCCCAGGUGGAGGCCCCAGCCCUAUCCUCUGUGCACAGGAGCCACCUUGGCACCCUGCCACCGUAAGAGCAUGUAUUUGGUGCUAAAAUGGCCAGCUCAGUCUGCAGAGCAGAAAUGGACCCCAAAUAUGUGCGGGGUGGAGGCCUGCCAGAGGCUACCACACCUGAGUUUCAGUUCAGUGGUUUGCCACUGGCCUGCAUGAGGAAGUGGUGCAAGGGCUCCAGGUAGAGGCUGAGCUCAGGAGGUCAUGGAUUGACACCUGGAGGAAGGAGGUAGACAGACAGUAGGGGCGGGAGCAGCCAGGCCACUGUGGCCAGGAACUGUGGUUGAUGAGGUCCAGUGUGUAACAGGAUAGCCAAGAACUGAGGGAGAAGGGGUCAAGCAGGAGGAGACCUGGGGGACUAGGAGGGAGAUGGAGAUGGGGAUGUCCUGAGACCAGUGCACAGAGGCAGCUCCAAUCAGCAUUUCAUGCUCCCAUGAACACAUACACGAGUGUCUGCAUUUGUGUGUGUUUGAGUUUGUGUCUGUGUGUCUGUAUCUGCGUGUCCUGAGUUGAGUAUAUAUGUGUGUUUGUCAGUGUUUGAGUGUCUGUGUGUUUGGGUACAUGUACCUGAGUGGGUAUCUAUAUUUAGGUAUGAGUGUGUAUCUGCAUCAAUUGCCUGCAUUUGAGAAUGUUUCUGUGAGUGUGUGUAUUAUCUGUGUGUGUUAGAGUGUGUCUGUAUGUGCAAGUAGGUGUGAAUGUGUGUCUAAACAUGUCACUGUCUCAUGUCUGUGUGUCUGUACUUGAUUAUAUAUCAGUUGUGCCCAGGUAUGUGUGAUGUGAAGUGUGUGUGUGAGUGUCUCUGUGUG